Messenger RNA from Echinostoma caproni, 5313 nucleotides. The record is from the annotation of a GenBank genome assembly. NCBI's taxonomy places the organism in Eukaryota, Metazoa, Platyhelminthes, Trematoda, Plagiorchiida, Echinostomatidae.
AUGAUGCACGUUAUUAUGGAACGACAUGGCAGCGGAAGUUCGGAGCAGGUUUCCCGUUUUCCACUUACCAAGGCUAAGGCUGGUCCCGAUGGACGGCCAGUCAUUCGUUGUGCUACGCUUCUCAACUUCCUAAAACGUGUGGCAUUAACGCACAAUUUGCAGUUUACUCCAUGCUCAUCAGCAGAGGAAACUGCCAAUCAUAAUGUUGCAUGGCGCUUGGAUUCGGACUGUUUUGCGGUCCAAAUUUGUGUCACCAAAGCUGCACCAAUGGAAUUUGAUGGUCCUACAUUCGUUCCAGGUGCAACCAAUUUUGAUGAACUGGUGCAUUCACUCGAACUCGUUUCGGAUCUUAAUGCGGGAAAGUUUGAGUCAUUGGCACAACAUAUCAGAAACCUGAUGACCAUUUAUUCCAUCCCUGGAAGCAACUUGGAGCGUGUUCGCGCUUACCUGUGUCUACAUGUGCUGGAACAGGACCUGUCAUUGCUCAGUCAAACUCAACGGGCUGACCUCACCGAAGCAGAACGGAAUGCCGCCCUAGCACUUCGACCUUUGGCUAUACACACCAUGGAUCCGGCUGAUCGGCAAAGAAUGGUGAAUUCGUCCAUUGUUGGUCUAUUCCUUAAACGAAGCGGCGGUCGUUUGGCUAAGCUUACCUAUCUGAUCACUUCGGCACAAACAGCUAUGGCCAAAGCAACCGAACAACACAAUUCAGCAGAUGGGCUUUCGCGAUCCACAGGGUUUGUCAAUGAACCUGAUGAAUUAAAGUGUGUGGCGCUAGAAGCUGAAUUGGUCCUCUACUUGGAUCCACCGAUUCCACUUCCGACGGAGGCGGUGCGUGAACUAGAGCGAAUUACCGGUUUGAAGAACACCGAGUUGCUGGACAAAGAUGAGGAUGAUUUGACACGGUUGAUUUUGGCGCAACACAAUCAACACUAUUUGUAUGGAAUCAAUCCACAUAUUCUUCUACCUAAUUAUACUCAACACUCGUACGCCGUUCGGUCCCACGUACGCGGAUUCCUAGUCCGCACCGUUCCUUUCACCUGUUCCAACGAAUUGAUGACGUUUCGUUUUGAUAUCGAAAUCUCAUCCGGCGCACCCCUUCAUGUCUCUUUUGAUCAUCCGUGCGAUCCCAGUCGACGAAUUGAUUUGUCCAUCCAAAUUGGUCCGUUUGGAGUUACCCACGCACAGCUGAAUGACGUUUUCCUGGCUCAUGAUACUCACUAUCUUACGGUUUCUAAUUUGGAUCCAACGGAAAUAUUCUUCCGUUCGCAUUCCUUGCCCGUUGGUCUUGUCUGGUUGCUACUUCGUCUAGGUUGUCCAGUACAGAGAAGUCUUAGGGUUUUGGAAUCAUCACGUUCACUUUCCGCAUUGAACGAAACCUCCCGGAACCAUCGAUCCGGGUUCGCUUCAGGUCAUCAGCUGACCACUGCCACAAGACUGGAACAACUUCGGGCUAUGCUCAGUCGUGCCAAAUCUCAUGUGCUCAUACAAGGCGCCACAGGGACGGGGGGUAUCCUAAGCGGAGCGGAUCGUUUCGCGGCUCCGGAGCUGGACACUCCCUUACUUCAUCCGCUGCCGACUAUGCCGUCACUCAGUGCACGAAGCUCGCUGAGGCUGCCUCCCUUACCCCCGGGAGUGUUGGCUACUACACCACCAGUCCUGCCACACACUGAACACAAUAGUAGUCUGGACUUAGUGUCCAACGUGUUGUCGACCGUUCGCGGGAGUGAAUCUUCAGGUCGGCCGGUUCCCUCCUCGGGUGCCCCUUCACCGUCCGUAAUCACUUCCGGCUCGCGUGGUCUGCGUCUGGACGAUCUUUUGAUCGGCAAUGUAAUCCAGCAGUGUUUUGCCACGUCUACAACGUCUAGUACCACGUGUUCUUCAGUUCCCGUACAGUCCAUUUCAACAGCUGCUUCCACUAUACCAGCUAGCGGUUUGGCGGCGGUGAAUGACUAUCCUCCUAUACCUGCUAAUCCGCUGCAACCAAGCAGUUUGGUUUCGCAAUCCAAACUUGUUUCAGCAAUGCGGGAGUUCACACCUGAACCGCUUGCUUCCCCGGGGCUUUGUAGCACUGUAUCACCUAAACAGUCGAUGACGGUGAUCGGUCCACAAUCGGGUCAUGGCGCAAGCAAUCACAUCAAUGCGGCCAAUACCUGCCCUCCGUAUUCAUUACAGGGCAGUUACGGGUCACGACCCGGUGGAGUAUCUGUUAGCACGGCUAAUAUAUCUAUUCCGGGAACGUUCACGCAAAGCUCACCAAUUAUCAGUCCGCUUCUGGGUGUCAAGCCUGGCUCUGCAACUAACACGAACUCCAAGACAUCUGGCAGUGGCUCGAUGCUUGUAAAUUUGUUGAAUGAGGACCCUAUGCCUCCUGCCGCACCAUCGCUAUCACAAGCUGCCCAUUGCGGACCAUCAUCUCGUGUGGCUCCUCCGCUUACCCAACCCCCUCCCGGGUUAUCCAGCUACUCGGAUUUGACCAGGGAUCCCUAUGCGUUGCCCGGCACGACUGGCUCAAGUCGGUUUAUUUCAUCGCCUCAAGACAAACUCUCUCCUCUAGGACCAGGGAAACUCUCCGGCUCCACAGCGACACCGCUUUCCGGUGGGCCGAAUAUGCUUCCGGGUGUGGUUCAACAACCUAAACCAGUGGGACUUCACUCUCCACGUAGCACUGGGAGCUUGAUGACCAGUUCGACAGCAGCCAAACCACGAUCAACAACAGAUGCAUACAAUCUCCCCGGUGCUUCUGAUACAACGGUUUCCACCACAGCCAUCAUGUUGAAAAAGACACGUAAGAGACGACGAGCUGGCGCGGAAAAUGCAACUGUCACUCCAACAUUCAAAUCUAGUUCAAGCGCGAAUACUGUGCCAGGUGCUGGCGUCCUUUGUGCUCCGGCAUCCGCCAGUAGCACGGUUCCCGUGAAACAUUCGCGUAUAGACGCCGCUACGGUUCCACACGGUUCUCUUCAUCGUAGUACAUUUUGCGGCGGUAGCUCUGGUGGAAGUGCCGGUAAUUUUUCAAUGACUUCCUCCUCUGCUACAAUACCUUCCACUAGCGGUCACUCGGGUGCAAACGCCACGGCCUCAGGCAAAUCUGUGUACGAUUUUGAUGACAAUCCUAAUUCGUCGUUUGAUAUACCUAGUUUACCGCAAAACAAUUCAAUGUCAUCAACCGCCUACCAGUCUGGUUCUACUGCGAACAUCAAUAAGUUGACCACUCCGUCGUCCACAUAUGUGUCUGGUCAAACCGCAUCAUCCAAUACCGUUUCGAUUCACCCACCAAACCUCGGUCCGUCCUCCGCAAUGAGCACUACGUCAAUCGGCCCCGUCGCAGAGCGAACUGUGGAACGGAAAACCAGUUUGAAGGUUACCAUUAAAACGCUGCCACCCCAACAACCAAACAAUGCGUUCACAAAAACUACAAGUUCCGCCGAAGUGGUUCACUCUACUCACUCACCAGAUAUCAAAUCCAAACAUUCUAGUGGAGCGUCUGGAGUUUCAGGUCUAAAAAAACACAAACGUCCUUCGGUUGACGGGAAACCGUCUUCCUACAUGCUGCAAAUGUUACAGCCUCCCACAUCCACGAGUUCCAUUCAUUCGGGAUCAUCCUUGACAGGGGUGAAAUUGUCUAAACCAAAUACGGCUCUUAGUCACGCGAACUCGAUUGUGAAAAAGGAACGCAAACGACGUAUGGCACACAUGAUGACCGAGCGUAUCCCAUCCGCAUCAGCCACAGGCAUGGGCGGUUCGAUCCACACCGGGGACUCCUCAUCCACGAAUAUGGACUCGUUAAAACUGAGCAAAGCAAAUCGUUCACGGGAGAAUAGUGUCGAAAGAAUCCGAAGCAAACCCAUACAAGCCACCUCGUCUGGUGGCCCAGAGCGUGGUGGUCCUUCUGCUUCGUCUAUGGCUGUACCGGGGCUGAGUGGGACAACGAUUCCGAGUAGAAAAAAAGUUACCUCCUCUCCUCUGUCCACACCUGGAGACGACAGUGGUGGCAUUCGACGCCAACACUUAUCUUCCACUGGAACUCCUCUACCUCAUAUCGAUUCGGUGGAAAUAAAACGACGGAAGCACGGUGAUGGCAACAAACAUGCCAUGAGUUCACAACUCAACCUAUCUGGUAGUUCCUUGUCUGAGUCGGACGAUAUGCUCUCUUUAUCUUCAGUCACGUCUGAUUCGGGCUCUAUCAAUAUGGUCACACUAAAACACAGUGCCAAGUCCUCUAGUUCAUCGUCCGUUUCCGGGACAAUGAAUCCCACAACUAAUCGUGCUGGAUCCGGAAACACGUCUAACUCCGGUUCCAAAUCAUCCGCCAUGCCCUCGUACUCAAUGGGGUCCCAGGUUUCGGCAAUAUCCAACUCCGGUGUUGGUGUCACAGGUAACACUAGCGGAACUUCAGUGGGACUCAUCAAAGGGUACAAAAUACCGAAAAAGAAAACAACCAGCCAAUCGAAUUCAAUUACUCCAUCCAGUGGAAUGGGAAAAUCCGAAACAAAUACACCUAGUGCGACCAGUUCAAAUUCAUCGGACGGUGGUUCCAAAACAAUAGGCAAAAAUUUACAGGCGGAGCCAGUCAAAGAGAACUCCGAUUAUUCAGGACAUCCGUCAAAUCAAAAUUCUGCCAACCUUUCCGGCUCGCACCUAAUCAAAGCGCAAACGGACACUCCGGCUUCACCAACCGAGGCGUCUACACCGGUACCCCCUACACCUCCAUCGGAUUUGACUAGCAAAAUUAUCCCAAUAUCCCCAACCAGUGCAAAGCGAAUGGGUGCCAAUCAAACCCAGAUUGUCCCCGCUAGUUUGCACUCUGAUCGUCCCGGCUCCCAGUCCCGUGGGUCCCUAAUCUCCCGGAAGAACCCCACUUCAGCACGUUUUCCCCGACCCACUAUGAGUAUGGGCGGGUCACAUCCCCAUGGAGUUCCCGACAGCUUCAUGCGUUCCAUGAGUAACCAUCCGCGUGGUGCUCGUCCUCCUAGAGCCUUCUCACAUGGUAUGCAUCGACCGAAAGCAGGCGCAUUUAAAGGACAUGGUAACUGGCCAAGUGGACCUGUCGAUUUUACUGGAUCUGCUCCUUCCUCAGGCAAUGAACCUCCCGGCCCCGGAGGUCCAAUGCCACCGGGCCCUUGGCGGAUGCCUGGUGGUGCAUCUGUUCCUGGAACCUCUGGUGGUGGGGGUCCGCAACAACCGUACAAUCCUUCAAAUCCACCUCAUGUAAUGCCUAUGCACGGUUUUCCGUCGGGUGGAUCGCGCCCAAUGCAACACCCGCCUGGUGCUUUUGGAGGUGGAGGAAGCAUGUACGGGGGAUCCAUGUGA